GUCAACCAAAACAGUUAAGUUGCAGCUGGGCAGCUAAACAAUGAGCUGAAACUCGCUAUAAAGCUCCAUAAAACUGAGGGGAGUCACUGGUAAUUCUCUGUAGGCUCAUCACUACCAGCCACAGCUAACACAUUGAUUUGAUACAUUGUUUUUAGAAAAAAAUAUCAAUUAUAGCCACUUUAAUUGUGAUACCUCAGAGAUGUUAAUGUGAAGGAAUGUAUUCAGUAUUUGGCACCACAAAACCAAAACACAGGUGUUAAACUGCCGCUAACAAUGGCACUAACCAAAUUACUAUUUGCUCACACACUAAAAUGCCAACAUGCUAACAUGCUAAAUGGAUCAUCAGUGAUCUACCAACAGCUGGUUAGCACUGCACUAACAUACUAACAGCACCAUCUGUGAUCUUUCAACAGUAUGGCUGGUUAGCACUGAGCUAAAAUGCUAACACACCAACAUCCUAACACGCUAAAGUGCUAACAUGCUAACAUGUUAAAUGGAUCAUCAGUGAUCUAACAACGGCUAGUUAGCACUGUGAAAACAUACUAACAGCACCAUCAGUGAUCUUUCAACAAUACAGCUGUUUGUGACUUGUUGCAUCAUAAUACGUUGGCCUAAAUACGGAAACAUGUAUUUAUACACCCCGGCAUGAACACCAAAUAGGCAGUUGAUGACUACAACUACAGAGACAAUUCAUAGAGCAAAAUAGUACCUUCUCUAACCACUGAUUCAACACGGUCACUGUAAGAAGAAUGGAGACUGGAGACUAUGUAAAUUCACCAGUGGACGAGAGGAAGAACGGAGGGGACAGGAAAGAAAGUAAUUCAGGACAGCUGAAACUCUACAGGGUGGUUGGCGUGAGCUUUGGCUUUCUGUGCAUCAUACAGACAGCUCUUAAUGUUUCUCUUUGGCUACAAGCCACUGAGUUUUGUAACAGGCGUGACAACAUCUCAACUGGCAAUUUCACCCCGAUGUCAGCUGAUGACAACAAUGCCCUGAUUUUUGAGAAAGACCGAUUGCUUCAAGAGAAAAAACAACUUCUUCAAGAGAAAAAACAACUGCUUCAAGAGAAAAAACAAUUUCUUCAAGAGAAAGACCAACUGCUUCAAGAGAAAGACCAACCGCUUCAAGAGAAAAAACAACUUCUUCAAGAGAAAGACCAACUGCUUCAAGAGAAAGACCAACUUCUUCAAGAGAAAGACCAACUGCUUCAAGAGAAAGACCAACUGCUUCAAGAGAAAGACCAACUGUUUCAAGAGAAAGACCAACUGGCAAAGGAAAAGAAAGAGCUGCAGCACAAUAACAAGAUGUUGAAGAUGUUGAAUGAGACAGUCAGCAAACAGCAUAAUCUGAUAAGGGACCUUCGGACAAAAAAUGAAAUUGCACAAUACUCAAGCUGUCCCCGGGGAUGGUGGCAAUACAUGUCCAACUGUUACCAGCGUUCCUACAUGAGAAAAAACUGGAUGUAUGCCAAACGAGACUGUAUGGAAAAAGGAGCUCAUUUGGUGAUUUUAAAUGACCAAGUGGAAGAGAAGGCUGUCCGUAUUUUCGGAGGUUCUGUCCAAAUGUGGAUUGGCUUGAGCCAUCGAAAAGACACAUUGACGCGCUCGUGGACAUGGGUGGACCACAGCCAACUGACUUUCCCUAACUGGAAGGAUUGGAAGCCUCAUGCUUGGAGCAGUCGGUCCAACAGCUGUGCAUAUGUUGACCAAGCUUCGUCACACUGGUUCCUGGACGCUUGUCAAAGACGGUACUAUUGGAUGUGUGAGAAGGAGCUGAACAAUAGGUCUAGCUGACCUGAAUAAGACUUGCAAAACAAAUUUUUCUGCAAACAAAACUCUGUUUAUUAAUCAGUCCCUCUCUCUUGCACACACACACACACAUAUACUGUGUGUAUUUAUGCUGUUUGCACAUUUAAUUCAUAUUCAUUGUCAAUUGUAAUGAAUUCCUUAUAAUCCACCCCAUCAUGAUUUAUUGAUUAAUGUGUGCUUUUUAUUACGUUAAAAACAAAAUCUUUUUUUCUCUAAUAUCUCUUGUGUUAAUGUAGGACCGCAUGGUUUCCAUGUAAUCUCUUCUACUGUAUGUGUUCCAUA
Molecule: messenger RNA, 2090 nt
Organism: Thunnus maccoyii (southern bluefin tuna)
Lineage: Eukaryota; Metazoa; Chordata; Actinopteri; Scombriformes; Scombridae
Product: C-type lectin domain family 10 member A-like
Exons: 7
Coding region: 750-1793 (347 amino acids)
Source: RefSeq, a predicted model, not a curated record